GGUAGCCGCACAGGGUUUUCCUCCGUCAGAGAGCAAAGAAGCAAGCUGCGAAGAUUAUUCUGUUGCGCUCCAAAUAGGGAACGGGGUCACAGCUGUAUUGUAUAUUCAGUCUACACGCAUAUAUAUAUAUAGUCCAUUGAUAUUUUAGGAAUGGUGUCAGGUCCCGUAUUGGAGGCUGAGAUGAAAUAGCCUAGACAAAACGAGGACUUCAACACGCCCAAAGCAAUCGAUCAAUGCGCAUCGCCACUCACGGGAGAAGACUCACAACGGGUACCAGAAAACGGUCUCGUACUACCCCGAGACGGUUGAUUGAGAGAGUGAGAGACACACACAGAAGAGAAGAGGAGAAGAAAAGAGAGAAAAAGGACUACAGAAGAAAAUUGGACUGGAGCAACCACCAAGAAGGAUUUAAGACAUUUUGAAUAACCCCCAAGAAGUUGUUCUAUACAUUUUUAUAACGUUCCUCAAUGUAUUUUUCCUCCUCGUUUGAAUUGAGAACCAUUUACUAAGGAGUGACAGUGACGUUUCCUGUUGUAUUCAUUCUCCUCUUUGUGGUUUACAGUAACAGUUUACUGUAAUUUUGGACCCCUAUGUUGGUUUGGACGAAAGCACACCUGUGACUUUUCUCACAUUCUUGAUUUGGAGCAACUGAGUGUGAGAGGUGUGAAAGCCAGCGGGAGGGAAGGGGAAUUUUGGCUAUUUGUGUCUUUCUCUUUCUCUUUUGUCUUCUCACCUAUCGUUCCAUUUGUGGGUUUAAGAGGAAGAGGAAAAAGGGUUUACAACUGGGUAUCAGUGACAUUCCGUAGUACAAGUACUCCCGUGUGUGAGUGUGUUUGUGUUUGUGUUCGUGUGUGUGAGGCAAGCUUCCUCACGGUGAUAUAAGACUAAUAAGAGCGGAAAAGGAAAGACGCUACCGUGUGUUACUUUCUGGGAAAAUGGGAUCGGAAAAGGACUCGGAAUCCCCCCACUCCUCGGUGAGCGGCAUUCCCAACCCCAAAUGCCGGGCACCGAGAAAACGCCAAGGACGCAUCUCCUUCCACAGCCUCUUCCACAGCAAACGGGGUUCCCGGAGCGCCAAAGCAGGGGCAGCCACCCCUUUAUCCCAGCUCCACAACCAACAGCAUCAACAACAGCAACUUGCCCCCCUUGUUCCCCCUGUAGUCCCUUCCACACCCGACCCAGCCCCUACCAACACCGCCACGGACCUUCCCCAGGGCCCAGCCACCGCUCACACCUCCACCCCAGCAGAGCCCCUCUCUUCCAGCCGGACCUCCCUGGGUCCCCCCCAGUCCUCCAGCUCCACCACCUCCAGCUCCUCUCCUCCAGCAGACUUCCUGGAGUGCCCCCUGUGCCUGGUGCCCCAGCCCCCCGAACAGCUCCCCGAGCUGCUGGGCUGCAGCCACCGCUCCUGCCUGUGCUGCCUGCGCCAGUAUCUGCGCAUCGAGAUCACGGAGAGUCGCGUCCAUCUCAGCUGCCCCGAGUGCUCGGAGCGCCUGGCGCCUCAUCAGGUGGCGGACAUCUUGGGCGACGCAGCCCUGCUGGAGAAGUAUGAGGAGUUCCUGCUGCGACGCUGCCUGGCCUCCGACCCGGACUGCCGCUGGUGUCCCGCGCCCGACUGCGGGUUUGCAGUGAUCGCUUCGGGCUGUGCCAGCUGCCCCAGGCUGGUGUGUCGUAGAGAGGGCUGCUUGGCUGAGUUCUGUUACCACUGCAAGCAGGCGUGGCACCCCAACCAGACCUGUGACUCGGCCCGCCAGCAAAGGGCAUUCUUCCUGCACCCGCAUAGCAACCACUCACCCAGCUACAUGCAGGAGCACGGGCCUGCUGAUGACAUCAAGCCCUGCCCACGAUGUGGCGCCUACAUAAUCAAGAUGAACGACGGCAGCUGUAACCACAUGACCUGUGCAGUGUGUGGUUGUGAGUUCUGCUGGCUCUGCAUGAAGGAGAUCUCUGACCUGCACUACCUCAGUCCAUCAGGGUGUACGUUCUGGGGAAAGAAGCCAUGGACCCGUAAGAAGAAGAUCCUGUGGCAGCUGGGCACACUGAUCGGAGCCCCAGUGGGCAUCACCCUCAUCGCUGGUAUCGCUGUGCCUGCCAUGGUCAUUGGCCUCCCCGUCUAUGUGGGGCGCAAGAUUCACGCCCAUUAUGACGGGAUGAAGACCAAUCGCCACAGGAGGAACCUGGCCAUCACAGGGGGAGUGGCCCUGUCAAUCGUCACAGCUCCUGUGAUUGCAGCCGUCAGCGUGGGUAUUGGUGUGCCCAUCAUGUUGGCAUAUGUCUAUGGAGUUGUGCCCAUCUCUCUGUGCCGCGGAGGAGGCUGUGGCGUCAGCCGAGGAAAGGGGCGUGGCAUGCGGAUCGACUUUGACGAGGACGAUGGCCCUAUCACAGUGGCUGAUGCUUGGCGGGCCCUCAAGUCCCCCAGUCUGGGUGAGAGCAGCCUGGAGGGGGCAGCCAGCGGCCUCAGCACCACCUCCCCCAGCGAUGGUCUCUCUGUGGCCCCUGGGGUCCUGGGGGACACCCCCCACUUUAACACUUUGGCCGGGGGCGCCCUUGGAGCCAGGACUGGCAAAUACAACAGGUUGGAGCUCCAGGGAGGGGAGCUGGGGAAAGAUGGUGCCCAGAGAGAGACAGGUAGUCUGGGAGCGGGUAGUGACUGUGCCAGCACCCGGGGCAUGGCCGGCUCCAUUAUCUCCUCCUACACACUACCUGACAGGGACUGUAAUAACCUGGAGAUCCAGGUGGACAUCGAGACUAAACCCAGCCACCUCUGCUUGACCAGUGAGGAAGACCUAAACACGCCCCCUGCUGCUAUGGCAGCAUGCCCUGGCUCAGGGGGGGAGGAGCCUCAGGACUGCAGCUCCAGAAGGGGCGGGGCUCUGUUUGGCUCAGCACUAGGCCUGUCUCCAGGGGCGUCGCUCAGGGAGGGGCUUCGCGAUGUCACUUUGGCCCAGCCCGAGAGCAUCCGCAGCGACCUGGAGAUGUCCGAUACCCAAUCAGACGACAUCGCCGAGCUGACGUCAGACGACUGUGAUUCGCCUCAUCUCAAAAGCUGCCGGCCCUCUCAACCCCAGGCCACCUGCAGACCCCUUGUCACCUCUGACAGCCUGCACUGUCCCCCGGAUAACGUCAUCCUCUAUGUUUAAGAGUCCGACUGUCUUUGAGAGCUCUCUGAGAUUGCACAAAUCCAAAAUGUUUUUGUUUUAGCUUUUCUCCAUUGAUUGAUUGAGCGUUUCAGUCAUUUUUUUUGCUGCUUUUUUUGUUUACAAAACAUCUGACCUGCAGACAACACCUAUCUACACGUGUCUGUCUUUCUAUCAACAUGUCGAUCUCCUUGCAGAGAAUUGGCAGGGUUCUACCUCUCUGAGAUUUAAUACAACAAUUUUUGUUUACUUCUUGGUGCAAAAAUGCCUUGGCUACUUAAGCAAACUUUUUUUUUAAACAAGACGUACAAAUUUGCCACAAGAAAUACUGCAAAAAAAAAAAAAAAGGAAACAAGGUGAAAUGUCACCAAGCACACCAAUGAGUGAAGGUUUGUGGGGAAUAGGGUUUGUACUAUGGAAAGGGGAUGUUUUUAGGGAUGCGUGAGUGUGGCAUUUGUACUGGACUUUGUAGGCUUGAUUUCCAAUUUUUUUUCUAUUUAUAAUUGAAUGAUCUUGAAAUGGAAUUAUUUGCUGUGUCCAUGAGUCUGCAUGAACUGCGUUUUGUAUGGGUGUAUAGGCCUACAAGCAUAAUACAUACCUAAUACACUGGUGGAGUUUACAGUAGUUUGUACAGAGACAUGACUUUUAGAUGCGAUCUGCACUUGAAUCUCAGCUGCACAGAGAAGAAGAAAUUAGGGGUUAAUGAGAUCCGAUGCCGUGGAAGAUGGACAAGUACUGAACCAGCAGACAGUUCCACUUGAAUGACUGACUGCCUGCCUUACAGACACUGACGAACACUGGCUUUCUGACAUGCUAGCUGUCUGACCCACUCGAAUGGUGUGUGUGUGUGUGUGUGUGUGAGAGAGAUUGAAAGUGUGUGCUACUCACUCACAAAGACCUAUAAAGACACAAUAUACAUGGAAGGACUUUUUGUGAUUGUAUUUGUUUGUCCCACUAUCGAGUGAAUUUAUGAAUGAGCACUUGUGCACUUUAUUUAAAUAUUCAGCUUUUUUUUGCUCUUCAUUGGCAAGUUUUCGUCCAUUGCUUAAAAUCACACUUGUACAAUCAUAGCCAAAUGUUGAUUAUCAGAAACCUUUUUACAGUGUAACAACAUUUUGCAGAACAAGAAUAAUUACUAGAGCUUAUUUUUGCUGUUUACAAACCAUGUGUUUCAGUUCUUAAAGAUAUCCCCAUUUACCAUAGACAUCAUGAGAAAUCUCUAUAUGGGAACAUUGUUUCACUUCAAAUAAGCUUUAUUGGGUCAAAUCAUACGAUUGGGCAGAGCUUAAUAUGGUAUGUUGAUGUAAUUCAGUUUUGGCUUAUUUCUGCCUAUGAGAAACCACAUGAAUGUACCACGGAUUGAAACAGAACUUCCUAAAUAUGAAAGGAGGAUUUACCAUUAAUAACACACCUAGAUGUGCCGAUUUUAGCAUGUAAAUCCUGGUGGGGCAAACUCCCAUUUUUUUUUAGAUGCAUUGCCAGCAAAGCUACUACACAACACUAAACAAUACAUUAAUAGCACUAUAAUGGUGACAAACAGUGCCCGCAAACUGUAAGGGCCUAUAUAAAGCUGUCCCAACAGCAAAGCUUUCUUUUCAGCACCAUGGAGUGAAUCCUUACCACUGCUUACACCUGGCUAUCAGCAGAGCCUUGUCUGGCAGCGAAACAGUUCAUUCAGCCUCUUAAAAAAACAUAGCUGAUAUGGCUGACUUGCUAAAACAAAUGUGGUUUCUUCUGACAAUUAAGAUGUACAAACUAUGGCAUAAGGGGACGACGAGCGGAUAAGAGGCAAUCUGUAAUUUUGAUUAAGACAUUGAUGAGCGAGCUAAUACGGACGUAGUCAAUUUAACUACUUGUUAUGUACUUUUGAAAUGUACAGCUACAGAAUUCAGAACAUGGGCCGUUCUUACAGUAUUCUCCCUGUACACCAAGUCAGAACUGUAGGAUAAAUAAAGAGGGCAUAUAAGCAGACAAUGAAAGCUCUUACAAUAUUCAAUGAUUACAUUUAUCUAAAACAGGCUAUUAUGAGGGGGAAAGGGACCAAGGAAGGUGGCACAGCAUUCCUCAUCAAACUUUGUCAUCAAAGUCUGGUAUUCUCUGGAUUUAUGGUGCUUUUGAGACAACUGGGAACUCUGGGGAAAAAACAAGGUUGAAUCCUGACCUCCAGUGAUCUUCCAAUUGGAGCUCUAGAAAGAGACCUGGGUUCCCAACUUGGAAUUUUAAGUUUGAUGACCAUUCAAAACAUAUUUUUCCAGUUGGAGCUAGUUUUUUAAAACUCACUUUUUGAGUUAUUUUUGAACUCACUGAAGUCUGAGAUUUCCCAGUUCUGAGUUUCCAGUUGUUUUGAAUGUGGCAGAAGUCUUGCUGGAUUGACAGCAUGAAUGUUUAUCCUUUUAAUCUUGGAAAAGAGACCCUUAAACCCAGACAUAGACCACACACCCAUUCCACUGAAUAGCAGGCUAGUGAUUGCUUUGCUACGCUUGCAGUUAGCCACUGAUUCUUUCCAAAUCACUCAUUGUUGAAAUUGCGAUGUCCAACUUGUGUAAUAUUUAUGUCCAAUUGCAGAUGAGCACCGAUACGUUUUAUCUAUAAUUUCUCUUCAUAUGACAAGGAUUGAAAAGGAUUUGCCAGUAGAUUAUCAAUGUGAUUCAUGAUGAUGACUGCUUGACUAGCUUGCUAGCUAAGAUUUUGAAAGUAUGUUGACAUGAUCAGUCCACUCAAAGCUACGGUAGAUAUAACGAGAUUUGACAAUUUUAUCUGUGGCCAAUGACCUUGAGCUUUUUUGGAUGGGCACUUCUAAUGUAACUCUAAGGCCGCACCCGAGGGGCUUGAAUUUUUUAGCUCUACCCGUAGAUUUUUCAGUGACGCAGUGUCCCCAUGAGUGACAGAACACUGAGCUAGUCACGGCGCAACUAGAGAACAUUACCAACCCCUACGCUCCGUAUUUUCCGCUGGCUGCCCCACCACCACAGAAAGCACUGAGCUAGGCUAAAACACCUGCAUUUUGAAGCUGCCUUACUCAAGAAAGCAAAAAGAGACCCAUGUUUGUAUGUGGCUUUAUUAACUCAAUGAUUUAAUUUUAAUUUUAUAUUGUUUGAAAUAUAUGUAACACGUAUUAAUACCAAAAUAACAUGCAAAACAGACAACAGGAGGGGCUCAAAACAGGUGGGGCUCUGCCCUGAAUGAUGGGUCGCCACUGGAUGUGGAUAAAAUAGUUAUAAAUAUAUACUGUAAAUAGUAAUAUAAAAGUAUUAUAUAUAAAUGUGUAUCUCCUGACACUGUUUUGUAAGCCCCUAUAUGGGGCCGAACACACAGGACUGUGAAAAACCGUUGUGGACAUAUUUUGGGAAAAUAAACACAUUUUCUGUUGCACCAA
Messenger RNA from Oncorhynchus keta (chum salmon), 6513 nucleotides. RefSeq names its product E3 ubiquitin-protein ligase RNF19B-like. Gene Ontology annotation, molecular function: ubiquitin conjugating enzyme binding; zinc ion binding; ubiquitin protein ligase activity. The record is from RefSeq and is a predicted model, not a curated record. Gene Ontology annotation, cellular component: cytoplasm; ubiquitin ligase complex. Lineage: Eukaryota; Metazoa; Chordata; Actinopteri; Salmoniformes; Salmonidae. Gene Ontology annotation, biological process: protein polyubiquitination; ubiquitin-dependent protein catabolic process; positive regulation of proteasomal ubiquitin-dependent protein catabolic process. The coding region runs from base 936 to 3140 and encodes 734 amino acids. The transcript has 9 exons.